AUGCUCGCAUCAAACGUAGAUCAAUGUGUCCCAGAAUUCCAAAGCUUAGUCACGGGAAACAACUACGACCACCUUCAACUAGUCCAGGGGAUCCCAUUCCCCUACUUUCUCAAAAAACUCCACGAACUUGGUCCCCUGUACCUCGGCGACAAAACGACCGCAUACGCCGAACUACACGUCGAAGGAAUCGACAAGCCAUUUUGGGUGCACAAAGAAUACUUGGAGCUCCAGUCAUCGUUCUUUUGUGAAAUAUUCGAGAACGUGUAUAAUGGAGAUGUGGUCACUAUCUCAAUCCCGUCGCCGGAUACAUUUGAGGCGAUUUUGGAAUUCUUGUAUGAUGGCAAUGGCAAGAAAUGGUAUAAGUCUAUUACAAAAGACAAUUAUUACAGUGUCUGGCAGAAUGUCGAGUAUCUUGGGUUGAGCCCAGAAGCGCAAUCUAUAUGUCUUGAUUUUUAUCAGAAUGAAAUCGAGUGUUCAGAUUAUUGA
Molecule: messenger RNA, 486 nt
Organism: Ambispora gerdemannii
Lineage: Eukaryota; Fungi; Glomeromycota; Glomeromycetes; Archaeosporales; Ambisporaceae
Source: the annotation of a GenBank genome assembly